This is a messenger RNA of Orycteropus afer afer, 951 nucleotides long. Its product is annotated as olfactory receptor 1A1-like. Gene Ontology annotation, cellular component: membrane. The record is from RefSeq and is a predicted model, not a curated record. Gene Ontology annotation, molecular function: G protein-coupled receptor activity; olfactory receptor activity. Lineage: Eukaryota; Metazoa; Chordata; Mammalia; Tubulidentata; Orycteropodidae. Gene Ontology annotation, biological process: G protein-coupled receptor signaling pathway.
AUGAGGGAAGAAAACCAGUCCUCUACUCAGGAAGGAAACCAAUCAUCUACACUGGGUUUCAUUCUCCUGGGAAUUACCAGUCAGCAGGAGCAGGAAGUUGUCUUCUUCAUCCUCUUCCUGUUUAUUUACUCCAUCACACUGAUUGGAAACCUGCUCAUCAUCUUGGCCAUUCGCUCUGAUGUUCGCCUUCACAACCCCAUGUACUUUUUCCUUGCCAAUCUCUCCUUUGUUGACAUCCUCUUCUCGUCUGUAACCGUCCCUAAGAUGCUAACAAACCACCUCUUGGGCACCAAAGCCAUUUCCUUUGGAGGAUGCUUAACACAGAUGUAUUUCAUGAUUGCCUUUGCUAACACAGAUAGCUAUAUCUUGGCUGUGAUGGCAUAUGAUCGUGCUGUGGCCAUCAGCCGCCCUCUUCAUUACACAACAAUUAUCAGUCCAAGGCCUUGUGUUCUUCUUGUGGUAGGAUCUUGGGUGAUUGGAAACACCAAUGCCCUCCCCCACACUCUGCUUACAGCUAGUCUGUCCUUCUGUGGCAACCAUGAAGUGGCCAAUUUCUACUGUGACAUUUCCUCUUUGCUCAAGUUGUCCUGUUCUGAUACCCACUUAAAUGUGAAAAUGAUGUAUGUCGGAGUUGGCUUUUUCUGUGUGCCUUUAGCGGGCAUCAUUAUCUCCUAUAUUCGGGUCUUUGCCACUAUCUUACAGGUUCCAUCUACCAAAGGCAUGCUCAAAGCCUUCUCUACCUGUGGCUCCCACCUCACAGUUGUUUCUUUGUAUUACGGGACAGUGAUGGGCAUGUAUUUCCACCCUCCAACCAGUUACAGCCUAAAGGAUGCAGUGAUAACAGCAAUGUACACAGCAGUGACCCCAUUGUUAAAUCCUUUCAUCUACAGUCUGAGAAACCGGGACAUGAAGGCUGCCUUGCAGAAACUCUUCAGCAAGGGUAUUUCCUGA